AUGGUUUACAGCAAGCCGAAUACGUCUACUGGCGCUAUGAAGCGCUCUGCUUCCGCCCUUCAUGAAGGCGCUCCUGGGUGGGAUGUCGCUCCCCCCAUGAUGACCCCAUCGCGUUCAUCUUUCCGCCUGCCAUAUGCGCACUACGCCCUGAUCUACCUCGACAAUGACGGCAAGCUCAAGGUGGACGAGUCUGCCUCGAUCCAGGAGCAAAAUUCCACCGUUUUCACCCCAGAGGUCCGCCAGAACUUCCUCGAGAUCCUUGGUGAACGCAUUGGCUUCCACCAGCCCAUUCGCCGUACCUUGGACGCAUCCCCUCGCCGUGUCCGCCGUCGCCGUGGCAAUGCGCCUGGCUCUGGCAUCGUCGACGACCGCCUGGCCGACGCUGGCUCGGACAGCGAUGACUUCUCCCCAAAUGGCUCCAACGAGAUGGUCCCCCUUCGCAUCGGCGAUACCUCCAAGGUUAUGAGUUACUACGAGGGUGCCCUGAAGCACUUCCAGCAACUCAACUGCCGCAUGGUCGCCAAGGCCUUCAUCAAAUUCAUCGAGCCCCGCAAGCAGGUCCGACACCCUUACAACGGCGGUAAGCCUCCACCAGGCUCGGCUCCCGGCACGACUGGCGACCCCGAGAAGACUAAGCCCGAGUGGUGGCCCCCGGGUGUCAUGCACAAGGAGCCUGACCACCUGCGAAAAGAGUACCGCAUUGAGCUUCUGCUUCAUAUCAUUCGCAAACUUGGUGGCCAUGGUAUCACAGCCGAUAAGCUGAAGGAGGUCGCUGGCGACACAAAGCGCAGUCUGAAGCACGCGUCCCAUGUGGAGAUCAUCUAUGAGAUCCUCCGAGUGCGCAAGAUGGAGGAGCGUUUUGAGCGCGGAGAAGUCGAUUCCAACAUGGUCGUCUAUGUGAUGAACCGAGGACCCAGCCCUAAGGGUGAUGAGGACGAGGAAUCCAACGAGGGCACCGUUACCGCCAUCGAGGGCCCCGAGUCCAUCGAGGACGGCCUUCUGACUCCGACUUCCUCGAUCGCACAAAACGCUUCGCUGACGACUCCCAUUGAUACAAUGCCCUCCAUGCUUAGCACCCCGGUCACCGCCGAGAUGAUCAGCCCGCACGACGUCUCAGUCUUCGAUUACUCCAACUCCCACCCAUUCCCGAGUUCAACACCGGACCAAAAAUACGACACCUGGGCCCCCACCUUCCGUCAGAAUAUCUUCAGCCCGGUGGACUACAACACCCCCGCUACGACACAUGGCCUGCCACCACCCGCGAUGCAAUACCAUAUGCCCAUGGCAUCGCCAGCCCAGCUCCACGACAUGACGCCCAUGGAUUCGAUGGGCCAGCGGGCCCUACCCUUUCGCACUGGCUCGCUGGGUCACCCGCACGAAAUGCCUCUCCCCCACCCAGCCUAA
Penicillium canariense is the source of this 1404-nucleotide messenger RNA. RefSeq lists its product as uncharacterized. Bases 1 to 1404 code for a protein of 467 amino acids. The transcript has 6 exons. NCBI's taxonomy places the organism in Eukaryota, Fungi, Ascomycota, Eurotiomycetes, Eurotiales, Aspergillaceae. The record is from RefSeq and is a predicted model, not a curated record.